AUGGGCAUGCAAAAACUAGUGGCAGUGGCUGUGGCGGUGGCACUGGUAUCUCUUAUCCUGAAUAAUGUGGCUGCCUUCACUCCAAACUGGGUGUACCAAACCAUGGAGGAAGGACGUAAGCGUACUGUUGGGCUGUGGAAGAUGUGCUUGUCAGGAAGAGGGGUAAGCACCCGGCCCGGACAGUCAGAUGAGAGAGUGUGCCAGUCAGUUGGCUGGGGGUCAGAGCCAUCUGGCUUGCAGGAAUCUCGGAACACAGUCAAGUUGCAGUUUGACAUGAUGAGGGCCUGUAAUCUGAUUGCCACAGUUGCCCUGACUGCCGGACAGCUCAUCUUCCUCUUGGGACUUGUGGAACUGCCCAUUAUUACCCAGGAUUCCCAGUGGUGGGAAGAAGCCAUCGCUGCUGUAUUUCAACUUGCAAGUUUUGUUCUGGUCAUUGGAUUGGUGACCUUCUACCGCAUUGGCCCCCACACCAAUUUAUCUUGGUCUUGUUAUCUAGACAUCGGUGCUUGCCUUCUGGCCACUCUGGCAGCUGCUAUCCUCAUAUGGAACAUACUCCACCGGCGCGAGGACUGCAUGGCUCCCCGUGUCAUUGUCAUCAGCCGUACACUGACUGCUCGUUUCCGCAGAGGACUAGACAACGAUUACGUUGAGUCUCCAUGCUGA
Molecule: messenger RNA, 663 nt
Organism: Staurois parvus
Lineage: Eukaryota; Metazoa; Chordata; Amphibia; Anura; Ranidae
Source: the annotation of a GenBank genome assembly